GGUAUGCAGCUGACUCGGUUCUCGAGUGUUUUCUCUAUUUUUUCCCGCGCACUGUGCAACCCCUCAUGAAUACUUCCAUUUCGUCUCCUUCGGAGAUGACAACAGAUGAACUUACCAGUGAAGCUGGCCAACAAUCAGCACAUUCUUUAUCAGGCUUGCUGCAAGAUCUUACCAAGGAACUGCAGAAGAGCUCACCAUUUCCUAUAACUUGCGGAGGCUUUGGGGACAUCUAUAAGUGUCAGUUGGUGAGGCCAGAUGGGACCGUUCCGGUAGCAGUGAAGACCAUCCGUGCUUUACAGUCUGAUAACGAGGCCUUGAUGCGGAAGAAUAGGAAGAGAAUUCGUCGCGAGCUGAAAGUUUGGGGCCGCCUCAAACACAACAGUAUUCUUCCACUCUGGGGAGUGGCGAUCGACUUUGGACCUUAUCUCGCAAUGGUCUGUCCAUGGGCUGAUAAUGGAACUUUGACGGGCUUUCUUGAGCGCCAAGAAGAUGUAUUGACAUUGGAAGAUAAGUUCACCCUUUUGACUGAUAUCGCUCUUGGUUUACAAUAUCUCCAUAGCAAAUCAAUUGUCCAUGGUGAUCUGACAGGGUCAAAUGUCUUGAUCUAUGAAAAUGGUCGGGCAUGCGUCACUGAUUUCGGUCUCUCAACUAUGAUCGAGGAGUUUACUGGUACUUCCUAUCUCACGAGCUCCAUCAGGGGAAAUGUCCGAUGGGCAGCUGCAGAGCUAUAUGACAUACCCGAGAGCGAUGGAGAUGAUUCGCAGGUGUCGCUCAGUGUUGAAUGCGACAUCUACUCAUUUGGUAGCAUCAUCUUGCAGGUAUUAACUUGCAAGGUGCCCUACUACGAUGUGAAGAAGGAUAAUGUGGUGUUGGGACACGUCGUCAGAGGAAAGAAACCAGAGCCCCCCAAGGGCUCGCAAGUUGUACCCACGCACUGGGAGUUCAUACAGCGGUGUUGGUUACCUCGCGCUAGUCGACCAUCAAUUGGAGAUAUUGUGCUGUUUGCACAUCAGCGAUACUGCGAGCUGCAUUCAAACGAUACAGUUGAUGAUGGGAAUUCGUCUGGGAAUUCGUCUGGGAUUUGGCCUGGGACCUGGUCUGGGGGUUGGUCUGGGCACUGGUCUGACAGUGAUAGCGAUGAAGGUGAAGAGUCAGAUGACGGCAGCUCCUCUGGAACCGACCAGAGUGCCGAAGAAGAGGGUCUGGAUGGAAACGAUGAUGGAGAGUAUGAUAAAGAGCAACAGGGCAGUGAGGGUGACGAGCACGACAAGAGGGGCGACGAGGAUCAUGAGGGCGACAAAUGUGAUGAGGUCGUUGGCUUAGAUGGAAGAGACGGGUCCGACGACAACGAUAGCUCCUCCGGAAUCGACCAGGAUGUUGAAAGAGAGGACUUCGACGAAGACAGGGAUGACGAAAGUGUGGAAGGGAAUGAAGGGCAUGAAGGCAGUGAGGAUGAUGAGAAUGGAGGUGAUGAGGAGGAAGAUGAAAACAGCGAGGGGGAGGGUGAUGGCGAUGAUGAGGGUGAUGAGGGCGAUAGCGAUGAUGGGGACGAUGUUGACUGUGCGAGCUAUGAUGAUGAUUCGGAUGGUGGGGCGGACGGUGGCUGGAAUGAUGACUCGGACGUAUCCUGGUAGAUCACAGUGCAACUUAUUUAAUGAAGAUUGUAACGUGGAUGAUUGUAACCUCAGUACUACUACAGGUCUACCUACUCACUGGUUACUAUCAAGGUUCCGCGGAUACUACCGACAGCAUUGUAGAAAGAACCUGCACCGUGAACGUCCGGGUGAUUCGAGUCUCAUCGCCAGCCGAUUGCCAAAUGAAUACUAGUACAAUAUUCACCGAGAGUCUCGGCGCCUCGUUGCGUUUAAUGCCAGCA
Molecule: messenger RNA, 1876 nt
Organism: Suillus plorans
Lineage: Eukaryota; Fungi; Basidiomycota; Agaricomycetes; Boletales; Suillaceae
Product: kinase-like domain-containing protein
Exons: 8
Coding region: 66-1634 (522 amino acids)
Biological process (GO): protein phosphorylation
Molecular function (GO): ATP binding; protein kinase activity
Source: RefSeq, a predicted model, not a curated record